Euleptes europaea (tarantolino) is the source of this 1755-nucleotide messenger RNA. It is a transcript of the gene TEPSIN, whose product is annotated as TEPSIN adaptor related protein complex 4 accessory protein. The coding region runs from base 1 to 1755 and encodes 584 amino acids. Lineage: Eukaryota; Metazoa; Chordata; Lepidosauria; Squamata; Sphaerodactylidae. Gene Ontology annotation, cellular component: trans-Golgi network membrane. The record is from RefSeq and is a predicted model, not a curated record. The transcript has 13 exons.
AUGGCGACGGUGCCUUUGAGGGAUCGGCUGAGCUUCUUGAGUCGGCUACCCAUUCUGAUCAAAGGCACCUCAGAUGAUGAAAUCCCGUGCCCAGGAUACUUGUUUGAAGAAAUUGCCAAGAUCUCUCAUGAUUCAGCAGGAAGCAGUCACUGUCUCUUGGAGUAUCUCCUCAACCGCCUUCAGAACAACUCAUGCCAUGUAAAGCUGAAGGUACUCAAGAUUCUGCUGUACAUGUGUACCCAUGGCUCCUCACACUUCCUUAUGCAACUCAAGCGGAAUUCUUCUUUCAUCCAAGAAGCCACAGUCUUCUCAGGGCCUCCUGAUCCUCUCCAUGGAAACAGUUUGUAUCAGAAGGUGCGGAUGACUGCACAGGACCUGGCGAGCACCUUAUUUUCAGAUGCCUUGUUGCCUCAGUCUGCUGCUCAGCCAUCAAAAGAGCUGCCUUCAACAGGAAUGGGCUCCAGGCCCAGCCCCCACAGCUGCCUCCAAGGCUUUGGGUUUGAAAGAAGCAGCUCCACAUCCACAAGCAAGGUUCUUCUGGCCACCAUCCAGAAGGCAGCUGAGGUGGUUGCUAGUGCCAUGCUCCCUGGUCAUGAGCUUGCCAAUCCCCAGGGUCGGGAACUGAAGGAAGACGCUUACGAGCCGGUGAUGGCGCCCUCUCCUGGCAAAAGCUGUGUGCUACCUAUAAAGCCGCCCACUGUUGUAGUCCAGAACAUGAGAGUAAACCAUCAGCCAGGGCAAGCAGGAGGGGGCUGGGAGGAGUUGGACAGUGGACAAAGCUCCCAGAAUUCCUUGCAAGAAAACAAUGAGCAGAGCAGGAUGUUGGAUUCCUACAGCAAGUCAAGCAGUGACAAUCACUCAUAUGCUCAGGAACCAGGGAAUGUUGCUGAAAGGACGGAAGCAGAAAACCUUGGUGACUGCCUGCAGGAAGUGAGCCUUGUCAGCAGCCUCACUCAGGGCUCCAAAGUCUUCCUGACUCGUGAGGAGACCCAGCACUUCCUCAAGAAGUGUGGGCUGCUGAAUUGCGAGGUGGUCUUGGCCUUGCUCAACCGAACCCUGAAGGACCCCCGUGAGUGCAUCCGCAUGAGGGCCAUGUGUGCUAUCUAUUCCCUCAUGUGCUCUGACCUGUUCUCCCAUGACCAGAUAUUUGCCAUUACCCAACAGCACUUGCAGGAGCUCAGUCAAGAGCGCCCUGGGCCUGUAGCCAACAAAGCAACAAAGAUCUUGCGUCACUUUGAAGCACUGUGCAGGAACCACCACACCUCCAAGAGCUCUCCCCCAGCCGUCAACCUCUUUGUCCCUAUCAAGACCCCAGCUAAGUGUCCUGAUGAUCUGCUGUAUGAUACAAUGCCUUUUGCAGGAGAGACUGUCCUCAAGCCUACAAGCCUAGCACCGCUCCCCUCCCAAGCACCGAAUGCCCUUGCAAGUGUUUUGCGCCUUGCAGAAGGACCAAUGCCAGAAUCUGAGUCCUGUAACCAGCUAGAUGACUUGCCGCCUACCCUGCAUCAAGAGCAGGCAGAAUGCAGACUUCCAGGGCCUGAUCCCAAAGAGGACAGACCCCCAAGGGGGGAUCCAGAUGGUACAGUUUCACUAUUUGCUGGCAUGGAGCUGGUAGCACCCUCAAGCAUGAUGCUGGCUGAUGCCGCUGAGCCAGAAUGUAUCCCUGCAGCUCCCCGGACAGCGUUGUGCUCCGGGAACACUAGAGACAGUGAGGAAGGCCAGGAGCUGUCUGCUUUCCCCUUUCUCAAUGUGUAG